AUAAAAACGAGAAAAGAAAAGUUGACAAAAAGAAACUAAAAUGUGCAGCUGAUGGAAAUAACCUACCACUUUUAAUCUGGUGUGUGGGAAAAAUCGAUCCACAAAUUGUUUGCAAAGAAAUGAAAAUGUUGGCUUAACGAGUUACUUUUGCAACAACAACAAACAAAUUAACUGUGAUAUAAUUUUGCAGUACAAAUUAGUUACAAACUUAGCUUAGCCAUCAAUCGACGACACCAACCAAUCUAUACACUUAUUUUAAAGUGCAAUAUUAAGAUUUUCAUCAAGAUUCUCAAGUAACAAAUACAUCUCAACAUUCCUGCGCAACAUAAAACAACAAAAUGGCUGUAAUAAUGUACUAGGCCAGCCCUCACAAUGUCUGUCCCUGUGCGCUACUCUGCUGCCGCCGAAUACGCCGUCGUUGAUAGUGGUUUGGAAAAUACUCUAAUCCAAGAAGAGCAAUACCACGAACAACAACAGCAACAGCUUCAGCUACAGCUACAGCUACAGCAACAACAGCAGCAAUACGAGCAGUAUCAGCAAUACGACGAUUAUCAAGCUGAGGAGGAGGAGCAAGCUUUGAUAUAUUGCCAAUUGCAACAGCAGCUGGAGGCGGAGGCUCAGGCGGUGCGGCAGCAGCAGCAGCAGUUGAUGCAGCAGCGGUCAUCAAUGUUCAUGUCGUCGUCGUCGGCAAUGCCAGCAUUCGAUUUGCCCCCCAAUCACCACAUCACCAACAACAUCAUCAACAACAAUCACCACAACAUCAACAGCGUCGCUAAUAACAACAUGGAUGCUAUUAGCAUCAAUGCUAUACUGGUCGAUGAUGAGCAACCCUCAACAUCGGCUCAGGCAGCAGCUAAUUUGGUGGGCGGCAAAUCGGGCAAUGGCAGAGGAGACGGCAACGGCGCAGAGAUGCCAACUGAUUGGAUGAGGAUUGCGAACGAGGGCCGGUAUGGGACACCGGGUGCUGCUGGCUUGGAAUAUCAGAAGUACGAACAACAACAGCAACAACAACAAACACAACUGGAAGAAGAUGCUGGAGCAGGUGCAGGUGCAGGUGCAGGCGCUGCAGCAACAGCUGAGCCGUCAGCGCUCAAGAAACUGGAGGAUCAGCUGCAUGCAUUGAGCUCCGAUGAGCUAUACGAGACGCUCAAGGAGUACGAUGCCUUGCAGGACAAGUAUCACACUGUGCUGCUAUUGCCCAAGGAGUCGAGACGUGAGGUAACUGCUGGUGGUCGCGAUGGCUCGGCUUAUGUGCUGCGCUGCCUUAAGAUGUGGUACGAGCUGCCCUCCGAUGUGCUGUUCUCCGCUAUGAGUCUGGUGGAUCGCUUUCUGGAUCGCAUGGCCGUCAAGCCAAAGCAUAUGGCUUGCAUGAGUGUUGCCAGCUUCCAUUUGGCCAUCAAGCAGCUGGAGUUGAAGCCCAUACCUGCCGAAGAUCUGGUUACAAUAUCUCAGUGUGGUUGUACCGCUGGCGAUCUGGAACGUAUGGCCGGCGUUAUUGCCAACAAACUGGGCGUACAAAUGGGACAUGCGCCUAUUACAUCAGUGAGCUACCUGCGCAUCUAUUACGCUCUCUUCCGCAAUCUGGCGAAGGAGAUUGGCGGUGAUUUCUUCAAGUUCUAUCAGCAGUUGAUUAAACUCGAAGAGCUUGAGAAUCGCCUGGAGAUUUUGUUGUGCGAUGUCAAGACCACGGUCAUAACUCCAUCAACAUUGGCUCUAGUGCUGAUUUGCCUGCAUCUGGAUUUCCACAUCAAGGAGUCCUACACACGCGGCAGUCCCGAACUCAAGCAUGUCUUCGAGUAUAUACUCUUCCUGCAGCAGUACAUGAGGAUUCCCGAUCGCGUUUUCACCUGCGGUUUUAGCAUUGUUUCGGGCAUUCUGUCCCAUUACAAUGGUCAGAACAAGGCGCCCUACAAGCAGCGGCUAGUCUGGAAAUUAUCCAGUCGCACGCUGCGCGUUCUGCGCCCGAUCAAUCGCUUCUCUUCAGAUCUGCCUACCAUUGAGGAAGGCAUAUCGAAUGCCCUCGACGAUGGCCUGCGUUCAAGAACCGAGAGUAUAAGCUCCGAGGAGGAAGAGGAUUGGCCAACUUCACCCAUUAUUCCAAUUUUCGAACAAUGUUAGUACCCAGCAGCAAGUGAGCUGCAACCAAGCAAAGCAGCCCCCGGCAACAUCAAAACAACAAAGGGACGGGCAACGGUUAAAGCAGACAGGAGUCGGCCAUUUACACGCACACUCAUGCACACUAAAUCUACAAACUACACGCAAAAGGACAAACAUACAUAUCCUGCACUCGAUAUCGACUUGAUAUGGACUUCAAGCAACGCAACAACAAAAUGAAUGGAGUAACUUCGUAUAGUCGCCAUGCAUCGGGUGUAUAUAUAUUUCAUAUAUGCUGUAUGUGUUUGUGUGUGUGCGUAGGUAAUGGUUGAUGGCAGGAUGCGUGUGUAUAUUUUGCUAAAAUGCAUCAUAAUUGAUUUAGCUAUAUAUAUAUAUAUUAUUUACGCUGGUUCUACCAUUUAAGAAUCUAUGAAAAAUGCGAGGUCAGCCAGAGAGAUUCGUUUCAGCAAACGACAGGCAAACAUAUUUUUCUCGAUUUAAUUGCGGCAAGACACAUUUACGUUAAAAAAAAAAAACAAAGAAAUGUAAAAAAAAAACUAAAAAAAAAAACAUAAUUAAUGCUGCGGACCAUCAUACAAAAGAUUGAUGUCGCUCCGGAACAUUUUUUGAAUUCUGUAUGACAGAAAACGAUUUGAUUAAAUACCCAAUACCGGAUAGGGCAGAAAUUUUUUGUUUGUUCCGCUCGAAAAAAAAUUUAAAAUCAAAAGCCGAUAUAAAAAUCUACUAUCCACAAAUUCUAAUUAGUAUACAGACAUAAAAUUUAUGUGUUUCAUGUUUGUUUUCGUAAAAUCUGUAAAACUCAGAAACAUUAGCAAGAAAAACA
Drosophila busckii is the source of this 2938-nucleotide messenger RNA. It is a transcript of the gene CycG, whose product is annotated as cyclin G. Lineage: Eukaryota; Metazoa; Arthropoda; Insecta; Diptera; Drosophilidae. The transcript is spliced from 6 exons. The coding region runs from base 373 to 2118 and encodes 581 amino acids. The record is from RefSeq and is a predicted model, not a curated record.